Sardina pilchardus (European sardine) is the source of this 6054-nucleotide messenger RNA. RefSeq names its product N-acetylglucosamine-1-phosphate transferase subunits alpha and beta (gene gnptab). The transcript is spliced from 22 exons. The record is from RefSeq and is a predicted model, not a curated record. NCBI's taxonomy places the organism in Eukaryota, Metazoa, Chordata, Actinopteri, Clupeiformes, Clupeidae. Bases 197 to 4141 code for a protein of 1314 amino acids. Gene Ontology annotation, cellular component: Golgi apparatus. Gene Ontology annotation, biological process: carbohydrate phosphorylation; N-glycan processing to lysosome. Gene Ontology annotation, molecular function: calcium ion binding; UDP-N-acetylglucosamine-lysosomal-enzyme N-acetylglucosaminephosphotransferase activity.
CACCUAGACCAUUGAGCUAGACCCCAGUAAUGCAUCUGACAGUUUCGAAUCGUCAGGUGACAAGAGACAUUUAGGGUCUAUUUCCUGGCCUGCGGUAUUUCUCUGUAAUUGUCCUUUCAUUUGUUCUAUUGUUAUUCACGUACCUCGUGUGUGUGAGAGUGUGUAGCUGAAAAGAUAUGGGCAGGAGCGGUAAGCCAUGGUAAUCAUCAAUUCAGUUCUCAAACUCCUGCAGCGACAGACUUAUACGUGUCUGUCCCAUCGCUAUGGACUCUACCUCUGUUUCGGAGGAAUAGUUCUUAUGAUUGUAUCCGCCUUUCAGUUCGGAGAGGUGGUUGUGGAAUGGAGCAGAGACCAGUACCAUGUACUCUUUGACUCGUAUAGGGACAAUGUGGCAGGGAGAUCUUUCCAAACCAGGCUGUGUCUACCCAUGCCCAUCGACGUGGUGUACACCUGGGUGAACGGCACCGACGCCGACCUGAUGAGGAACCUGAAGGGCGUCAGGGAGCGACUGGAGGAGGAGCAGAAGGCACUAAGAGAACGUCUGGGGAAGAAUGCCAGCGAGCCCACGGAAGUGCCAAAGGAAGGAGAGCGUCUGGAGUGUCUGCUGUCCCACUGCAUCCUGGCGCCCAUCCUGGUGCUGGACCCGGCGUUGGCGCCCAACGUGACGCUGAAGGAGCUGCCCGCGCUCUCGCCCGCGCUCGCCUCGGCCAAGCAGCUCAUACCCGUCGCCAAGCCCCUUCACCCCGCCACCAGCGUCUCUGUGCUGGUCUUCCACUCUCAGAGCGACGUGGAGAAGGCAUACGCUGAUGUGCCAAAGGAGCUCCCCAAACAUUCUGUCUCCAGGGGAUACCUGACGACGGAUAAGGAGGCUCCUGGCCUGGUGCGUAUGCAGACGCUGGCCUACAUGAGUGGCUUCCCCGGCUCCUUUAAAGAGACGGAGCAACUCCGGGUCAAGCUGCCCUCCGUCGUCACCACCAAGAUGAAACAGCUGCAGCUCUACUCUGAGGCCAGUAUCGCCCUGUUGCAUCUGAACAGCGCUCAGGACUUCAGCGAUUUGACCCAGCAGGCCAAGAAGAACCUGACUCUGGAUGGGAAAGAGCUGACCAUCAGCCCGGCCUACCUCUUCUGGGACCUCAGCGCUAUCACACAGUCCAAGCAGGACGAGGACGUUUCGGCGAGCCGCUUCGAGGAUAACGAAGAGCUCCGCUAUUCGCUGCGCUCCGUGGAGAGACACGCCCCCUGGGUGCGGCACAUCUUUGUCGUGACCAAUGGGCAGAUCCCGUCCUGGAUCAACCUGGACAACCCCCGCAUCUCCGUGGUUACACAUCAGGACAUCUUCCAGAACCAGAGCCACCUCCCCACCUUCAGCUCUCCCUCCAUCGAGACGCACCUCCACCGCAUCCCCGGCCUCUCGCAGAAGUUCAUCUACCUCAACGACGACGUCAUGUUCGGGAAGGACGUCUGGCCCGACGACUUCUACAGCCACUCCAAGGGACAGAAGGUGUAUCUGACGUGGCCAGUUCCUAACUGUGCUGAGGGCUGCCCCGGCUCCUGGAUCAAAGAUGGCUACUGUGACAAGGCCUGCAACAACUCCGCAUGCGACUGGGACGGCGGGGACUGUCUGGGUGCGGGCAGCAGCAGCCGGUUCGGGGCGGGUGUGGCGGUGGGGCCGGGUGGCGCGGGCGCUGGGCAGCCCUGGCAGUUCCCCGGCGGCGGCGGGCUGGGGGGCAUCGGCGGGGUCACCUUCUGCAACCAGGGCUGCGCCAACUCCUGGCUGGCCGACAAGUUCUGCGACCAGGCCUGCAACGUGCUCGCCUGCGGCUUCGACGUCGGGGACUGCGGAGAGGAUCACUUUGAUGAGCUGUAUCGUGUGAACCUCAUGAGGAACCAGACACACUACUCUCUGCCCCAGGGGGAGAUCCGACCCUACUUUAGCUUCUCUGGACUGGCUCACCGCGUGUCUGAGGCCCAGGUGGGCGAUAACGUGGCGGUCCGUCACACCAGCGUGGCCAACAAGUGGAAGACGCUCCACCUGCUGCUGUACCCCGGCCACAACGCCACGCAGGUGCACUACAACCUCACCUUCCAGACCUCCGACGACCGCCACUUCGCCAUGGCCUUCUCCGUCGCCGUGGAUACGCGGGAGAUCCCCCGCGUCAACACCUCCGAAAGUGCGCACGGCGGCGGCAGCAGCGACGAGAAGGCCAAGGAGGCCAAGCCCGCCGCCCCAACGCCCGAGCCCGACCUGCACUUUCCCGACGUCCCGGAAGACAAACGGGGUCCUAAAAUCAGGAAGAAGCCGGUGAGCCAGUCCGAGGUGGCCGUGGAGGUGCCUGCGCUGAAUAUCUCCCUCUUGCCAGUGGAGGUCCGCUACGAGCUUCACCUCCUGCAAGAGAAGCUGGACACUGGGGACAUCACUAUGAAGGGUUAUAACCUCACCAAGUCCACCCUCCUGGCGUCCUUCAAGGACCAGCCUCGCUACGCUCUCCGUGGCAACGAGGACAUCCCAGCAGCCGCGCAGGCCGACGGGAAGCCGCAGAACAAACCUUACAAGGACAUGGAGCCGGAGGAGAGAGAGGGCGGAGGAGAGGUGGAGGAGAGAGAGGGCGGAGGAGAGGUGGAGAGGAAGGAUGAGCAGAAUCAGGAGGGGGAGGAGGAGGAGGAGGAGAAGAAAGAUAGGGUGAAGAGAAACGAAGGAGUGGCAAAGGAGGGAACAGAGGAAGAGGAGGAAGGGAAGAGGAAGAGGACAGGAGGAGAGGGGGAGAAGGGGAAAGAGAAAGAGAAAGAGAAGAAACCUCCAGUGACCCUUGUUCCUAUUCCGAUCGACGACAAGCCUCAAGAGCGUUUAGUGGAAGGUGAUCAGUUGCCCACUGAGAAACCGCUGACAUCUAAACUGCUCAGCACACUGAUGGGUUCCAUCGCUAAGGGGAAGAUCCCGGAGGGUCAAGCCCAGCCUGGGGCUCCUCCGCUGGGGAGAGAGGCUGCGGGAGACCAGGGUCCCCCCAUCGGCAGGAAGCUACAGCACUUUGUCAACUCCGACCGAGGCUUCCUGCCGUGGGAGAGGAGGAAGUACUUUCAGGACCUGCUGGAGGAAGGGGAACGCCUGGAGGCGGAGCUGCAGUACGCUACAGACAGCGAUGCCAUUGGCCGGAAGCUGCAGGACACCUUCGCUGACUCGCUGCGCUACGUCAACAAGCUCCUGAAUGGACAGUUUGGCUUCACGUCUCGCAAAGUUCCCGCCCACAUGCCCCACAUGAUCGACCGCCUCAUCAUGCAGGAACUCCAGGAUGUCUUCCCUAAGGAGUUCGAUAAGACAUCGUCUCACCGCGUGCGCCACUCGGAGGACAUGCAGUUCGCCUUUUCCUACUUCUACUUCCUCAUGAGCGCCCUGCAGCACCUCAACGUCUCGCAGGUGUUCGACGAGAUCGACACCGACAACUCCGGCGUGCUGUCCGACCGCGAGAUCCGCACGCUGGCCACGCGCAUCCACGAGCUGCCGCUCAGCCUGCAGGACCUGACGGGGCUGGAGCAGAUGCUGAUUAACUGCUCUAAGACCCUCCCCACCAACCUGACGGGCCUCCACCUGAUCAGCCCCACCCAGGAGGCAUACUACGACCCCAGCAUGCCUCCAGUCACUAAGGGCCUGGUGGUUAACUGCAAGCCUAUCACUGAGCGCAUCCACAAGGCCUUCAGGGACCAGAACAAGUACAAGUUCGAGAUCAUGGGCGAGGAGGAGAUUGCCUUUAAGAUGGUGCGCACUAACGUGUCUCACGUGGUGGGACAGCUGGACGAUAUCAGGAAGAACCCAAGGAAGUUCAUCUGUCUAAAUGACAACAUUGACCACAGCCAUAAGGACGCGGGGACUGUGAAGGCCGUCUUGAGGGACUUCUACGAGUCCAUGUUCCCGCUGGCCUCCCAGUUUGAGCUGCCCAGAGAGUACCGCAACCGCUUCCUCCACAUGCGGGAGCUGCAGGAAUGGCGUGUGUACAGGGACAAACUGAAGUUCUGGACCCACUGUGUGUUGGUGACACUGGUGGUCUUCACCGUCAUGUCCUUCUUCGCUGAACAGCUGAUCCUCCUGAAGCGGCGCCUCUUCCCCAGACGGCGGGUCAGCAAGGAAACCACCUCGGAGCGCGUGUGAGCGGAGAUGACGGUGACGGAGGAGAAAAGAACCACUUCUCCUUUUUCAUCUCUCUUUCCCCUCAUCCUUCCCUUCCUCCCUCCCUCUCUGACUCACUCCUUCUCUCUCUCUCUCUCUCUCUCUCUCUCUCUCUCUCUCUCUCUGUAAAGAGGAUCAUGGGGAGGUCAAGGGUCACGUUUUUGAAUGGAAUGAGGAGUGGACUUCAAAGGGCUUCUCCUCCAAGCCCUGAAGCGUAAAAGACACACCAGGUAACCUGCGCAGGUGUAAUGGCAAGAAGCGUGAUCUACCCAGACGGCUGGGAUACCGCACGAAAAAAAAAGGGGAAGAGGGAAAACCUAUGAAUAUGAAUGAAUCAGCAGCUGGAGAACAAGCUUGACAUCAGAAGUGGUAACCAGGACUUUACUGAGACACUAUGAAUCCAGUCCACUAGGGUGCACUAAUGAGACGCCAGUGAGCAAUACACACUCCCCCCACCCCUAGUCUGUUGGUCUGCUGUGUCGUUGUGAUCAAGAUGCUGACGUCCAGUCCACCACACACACACUCAAGAGAUCAGCACUGGACACUGAGAUGGUAUUUCUUGUGAGUUGUUUUGUUUCAUAUCAGUAAGAUGAUUACAACUGAACCCUGAUUUUGUGAAUGAGAAUCUGGGUCUCUGUGUCGUUUUGUAAGACUUGAUUAUAUCACAUUAGAAUGAUUAUUUUAAAUACUAAAGGACAGAGAGUGUGUGAACAUCUUGGUGGCUCACUGUAGAUUUUUUUUUUAAUUAUUAUUAUUGUGUGUUUGUUUGUGUGUUUUGUUUUCUUUCGGACAUGAGUUUGUUUUGGCUGUUUUUUCAACCUAUCGUUUUCUUCUCAACAUUCCAGAAGAAGUGCCUUUUUGUAGACACAGACUUUUAGGCCCAUGCACUUCCUCUUCCUCUCGAGUUGUGCUAAUAUGCCUGAUUUGCCUGUUAUAUGGUCCCCGCUUUGUUGAACAGGUACUGAGAGAUUGACUUAAAAGCUGGUCUUGAGGUCGCCAGAUCUGCCUCAAAUUCAUACUUUGUAAGCAUCUGGGUUUUGAAAAAGAAAAGCACAUCAUUGGAAUGUCCGUGACAGAAAGGACAUGAUUUCAUUUCAUUUUUUUUUUUUUUUUUAAAUCCCUCUUACCUGCAUUAUGAUCCCUUCCUGGUUGCAAUGAUGUCAUAAAAGGCUACCAUAGUGACAGGGGUCACAUGGGAGCUGAAUUAUAUUUUCUGUGUCUGUUUACGUUCACAACAAAUCAAUACACUGUACAUAGAUACAGUCCAACAUGUUUAGAUCAUAUCUAUGUCUGAUGCUUUGGAAAUGUGAGAUUUGUCAUAGGACAGAGUUUGUUUGAGCUUAUCAAAAACCUGCAUGUUUUGCAAGAGUGAAGCCUACCAAGAGGCUGUUGUGUGUGUGUGUGUGUGUGUGUGUGUGUGUGUGUGUGUGUGUGUGUGUGUGUGUGUGUGUGUGUGUGUGUGUGUGUGUGUGUGUGUGUGUGUGUGUGUGUGUGUGUGUGUGUGUGUGUGUGUGUGUGUGUGUGUGAGAGACAGAGAGAGCUAUUCUCUCAGGGAACUUAAUGAUAACACAUUGCUUGUAUCUGAAAUUCAGAUUUCUACAGCUUGGGACUCAUCAGUGACUAAUGAUUUGUUCUGUGGAAUAAGUUUAUAAUAAUGUAAGGUGAUGGAUGUCAGGCUUUCUGUGUUAAGUUCGUGCCAUAAAAACCCACAGUACUGAAGAGUGUAUUUAAAUGUAUGGAUUGACCGCACAAAUAUCCUUGAACUGACAACUGUCCACAUAAAUAAUAGCAUGGUCAAUGAUGCCCUGUUUGCCAAUCAGUUUUAACCAAUGAGAUGAACACCUGAAAUUCCCUGGAAUUAAACAAGUAAAAUGGUGUAUGCUGCUUUGUCAGAA